AUGAUACACUUUCUAGAGGAGCAUAACGGCAAGCCAUCUCACAACCCCGAUGGUGUCACCUACGACUACUCCCUGGACGAAGCUAUUGCGGCGGACGAGCGUCUGCAUGCACUUUGUAUCUAUGAGACGCACGACGGACAGAUGGAAAGGGCCGAUUUGCAACAGGUGACUUGUUCUGAGCCCGCAAGUCCUCAAUACGCGGCGCCGGCCCGCUUAUAUCCUAUGGCGGGCCAAAGGGUGGACAUCCAGGAGAAAAUAUGGGCGCUCGUGUUCACAUUGUAUACUGCGACCGAUUAUAUCGAAUGGCCUUACCCAAACGAGCAGCCGACACAUCCCACGCGUCUGAUGUUGGUCUGCAAACUCUGGAGGCGCGUCCUACUCCCACAUGUGUACGGCCACAUCAUCUGUACGAAGGCGACACAAACCAAAGGCCUCGCAGAGCUCUUCCCAGAUCGGCCAGACCUCGGCGCUCUCGUCCGGGUGCUCACCCUACGCAACGAAACGUUCGAGAAAACCUACAUACCACUCGGCGGCAUCAUAGAGAACGUGCCAAAUUUGCGCGUGCUCAGCGCCUCCGACCAUGACCACGUCACUGACGACGGUCAGCGCGUUGGCGACCCGGGCGUCCUUACGCUUCAGUGGGCCGAGUUUGCGGCCCUCGCGCGUGCGGCGCCUAAUCUGGAGGCAAUACGGGAUCUUAGGGUCGGUAAGGAGUAUAUAGAGUCGCCGAAUCCCGCUGCCCCGCCCGCGGCUGGGAAGGGCAAGCGCAUGCAAGCUCAUGGGAAGGAGUUGACGGUGUCGGUUGGCCCCCUGACCCCCUUCCGCUCGCUGCGCGUUCUGCGCUUCGAUGCCCCCGUCAAGCUUGCUUUCACGGGCUCGACCGUACCGAAGGAUAUGUUCUUGGCGCUGGAGGAGCUGCAGCUGUAUUCUUGCCACACGUCUCUUCUGAAGCUGUUGAUUCUCUGCGAAAUGCCUCAUCUUCGCAUCUUGGGCAUGUACGGUCGCGCGCUAGCGUGUCGGGAUGCGGGGGACUUUUUGAAGAAACACGGGAAGAACAUCGAGGAACUCAACCUCAAAUCCUUCCCCUCGGACGAUAUCUUCAAGACUUGCGAGAAGGUGAAGAAGUUGCGCGUCGAGGAGAAGAAGCCGCCUCCUGGGUAUUCCACAAAGGGCUGGGCGUCUUCGACACUGGAAAGCGUCUUUUUCGUCUCUGAACUAUCGCAACUGAAGCCGUCGAAUCGUCCGUGGAUGCCUAUCCUGCUUGACUUGGACGCGGGUAAAUUGCCUGCGCUCGAAUCGGUUUAUAUGAGGAUUCGGUGGCCGUCUGGAGAAUUCGAUACCAAGAAGGAUUUCUGGGUCCCACUUGCCGAAGAGCUGCUAAAUAAGGGGAUUAAGCUACGCGACGCCAGGCAUGGACUUUCUUGGAUCCCGCGAGUGGGUUUGCGCUCGAGCUUGAAAUGGUGA
Schizophyllum commune H4-8 is the source of this 1464-nucleotide messenger RNA. RefSeq lists its product as uncharacterized. NCBI's taxonomy places the organism in Eukaryota, Fungi, Basidiomycota, Agaricomycetes, Agaricales, Schizophyllaceae. Bases 1 to 1464 code for a protein of 487 amino acids. The record is from RefSeq and is a predicted model, not a curated record. The transcript has 7 exons.